This is a messenger RNA of Penicillium coprophilum, 1101 nucleotides long. RefSeq lists its product as uncharacterized. The coding region runs from base 1 to 1101 and encodes 366 amino acids. The transcript has 4 exons. The record is from RefSeq and is a predicted model, not a curated record. NCBI's taxonomy places the organism in Eukaryota, Fungi, Ascomycota, Eurotiomycetes, Eurotiales, Aspergillaceae.
AUGGCACUAGGUCAAGAUCCACCGAAUGCAAACAUUUCAUGGCGUAUCUAUGUCGGUACAAUUGUCAGCAUUGUCCCUGCUACCACUUCCGUGAUUUUGCGGUUUGUUGCCCGCAACAUCUCCCGUGCUGGCCUGUGGUGGGAUGACUAUACCAUUGCAGUAUCUCUGGUGGUAAACUGGGGUAUGGCUGCUUUGCGAUGGGCACAGAUCCCCUUGUACGAUUAUGGCCAUCACGCUCAAUACAUAACACCUGAGAAGCUUAUAGGAUUUGGCAAGAGCUUCGUGGCUGUCCAACUUCUAUACUUUACCAAUGCCGUCCUCACCAAGACCUCGCUGCUGUUUCUCUUCUACCGCAUUUUUGGUGUUGUGAGAGGGUUUCGUUGGGUCCUCUGGGCCUCUGGCUUCAUGGUUGUUGCCUACUUUAUCGUAUGUUCAAUAACUUCGAUUGUGGGAUGCUCACCAGUAUCCAAAGCGUGGAAUACAAGCGAGCCAGGUCACUGCAUCAACGAAGUGGCAUUCUUCCGCUGGAAUGGCAUUGGCAACAUGAUUCUCGAUUUCCUGGUACUCUGUCUCCCGCUUCCAAUGGCCUGGCGAGUGAAAACAACGAUCCGACAAAAAUGUAUUCUAAGCGGAAUCUUCCUACUGGGUGGCUUCGUCUGUAUCGUCUCAAUUAUGCGCAUUAUCAGUUUCGAGUCAGCAGUCAUUGGUGAUCCUACUUAUACAAGUAUCGGGCCAGCAACUUGGUCCUCGGUUGAGCAAUCCGUUGGGAUAAUCUGUGCUUGUCUUCCAACACUUCGACCUCUCUUCCGACGUCUCUAUGGCGUAUCACGGGUAGCCUCGAGUAGAAGCAUGAGCCCUACUCUCGAUUCCCAAGAUCGCUCCUCACUAUCUCGUCGGAUGUCGCAUUGUGAUGAAGAAAGUAGAAUUAUUCGCCUUGGUUCACCGCAACAGUACAAUCGUCGUACUUCCUCACAUGAGCUAGACGGUAUAUGUGUUUACGGCAGCCCAACGUUUGAUGAAACUCAGGAGCAUCCCGAUUCGCAAGUUUCGCAGACGAAUGGGGUGGGCAGACCGGUAUCUGCGACAAGGUCACUUGGUUGA